Dipodomys ordii (Ord's kangaroo rat) is the source of this 978-nucleotide messenger RNA. It is a transcript of the gene Cbx5, whose product is annotated as chromobox homolog 5. Lineage: Eukaryota; Metazoa; Chordata; Mammalia; Rodentia; Heteromyidae. Gene Ontology annotation, biological process: negative regulation of transcription by RNA polymerase II; chromatin organization. The coding region runs from base 154 to 651 and encodes 165 amino acids. Gene Ontology annotation, molecular function: chromatin binding. The transcript has 5 exons. The record is from RefSeq and is a predicted model, not a curated record. Gene Ontology annotation, cellular component: nucleus; pericentric heterochromatin.
UGGCGGGCGGUUGGCGUUGCGCAGAAGGCGGCGGUAGCGGAGGCUUGUGGUGCGGCCUCACCACAGAGGAACAGGGCUGGCGUUAGUGUGAGUGAUUACUCUCGAUCCCGGGAACCCGGUGGCCUUACUCCUUCCGGUGGAACAUUGUGCAACAUGGGCAAGAAAAGCAAGAGGACAGCUGAUAGUUCUUCUUCAGAGGAUGAGGAGGAAUAUGUCGUGGAAAAGGUGUUAGACAGGCGCGUGGUUAAAGGGCAGGUGGAGUAUCUGCUGAAGUGGAAAGGCUUUUCUGAGCCAGGUUCUGAAGCUGCUGACCUUGAAAACAGCUCCCACGUGCCCUUUACAUCAUGGUGCUCUUCUGGGGCCCCUGAUAGCAUUCUCAGCAGUACUGGCGGCUGUCAGCAGAGCAAUGAUAUCGCUCGGGGCUUUGAAAGAGGACUGGAACCAGAAAAGAUCAUUGGGGCAACAGAUUCCUGUGGUGAUUUAAUGUUCCUAAUGAAAUGGAAAGACACAGAUGAGGCAGACCUGGUUCUCGCAAAAGAAGCUAAUGUGAAAUGUCCACAAAUUGUGAUAGCAUUUUAUGAAGAAAGACUGACGUGGCACGCAUAUCCUGAGGACGCGGAAAACAAAGAGAAAGAAUCUGCAAAGAGCUAAAGGAAGGGUGGCCUCUGUCAUUUCUCUUUGUACAUAACACAUUCACCUCCUUGCCUCCUCUCUCUUCUGCCCACCCCCUCCUAUCCUAAACACAUCCAUAAAAGAAAAAAAAAAUGUGCUUAUCACUGUGCUCCAGGGGAGAACGUUGAGAUUGGUUCUCUUGUAACAUAACUGAUGGUCUGAUUCAUGAUCGGCGCAUCUCGGUGAAGACCAGGCAUUCACAUACUGUGUGUCAUCCCCACGAUGUUUUCCUUUGCCCUUUGCCCUAAUCUUUUCCUUCUGCUCCCCUGUGACCUCAAGAUGAAUUUUAACUUUUUAAUCACCUUA